AUGCUGCUGCACGUCUUGCUUCGGUCGGCGCGGCGUCUGCCCCUAGUGGGCGACGCCGCUCUGGCAAGGGCAAGGGGAGCAAGGGUGCGGGUGGAGCUGGAGGGGGCGGUGGAGGUGGCGGUGGAGGCGACGAGGGGAGUGGGGGUGGCGGCGGGAGUGGUGGAGGGGGUGGUGGUGGUAGUGGUGGCAGCGGCGGCGGAGGCGGCGGAGGUGGCGGCAGCGGUGGUGAUAGCGGCUGCGGUGGCGGUGGAGGCGGUGGAGGGGGCGGAGGAGCAGGCGGUGGUGGCGGAGGGGGUGGAGCUGGUCGGGGUGGUGUGUCCCAGGUAG
Messenger RNA from Closterium sp. NIES-65, 327 nucleotides. The record is from the annotation of a GenBank genome assembly. NCBI's taxonomy places the organism in Eukaryota, Viridiplantae, Streptophyta, Zygnematophyceae, Desmidiales, Closteriaceae.